GACAGGCGGAGCGCCAAGCGAAGCUCCGGAGAGGAGACCGUUAACACACGGGGAGGGGAUGCGCACGCACACAGCACCUACACCUCAGUGGCUCACGCUCAUCAGCCGCGUUAUUAUCACCCGGGCAUCUGACUGACCGGCCGCACCGUGAACCUGCAGGAGCCGCUCGCCGCGGGGGGACCAUGAUCAACAUGAAUCGCUCUCCGGACAGAAGAACUUGAGAAAUCUCCGACACUGUCCCUCAUAGUAAACCCAGAAUUUCCUCCACUUCUAUCACCUGGAAUUGGUUUCAGCACCAGAACUAACCAUGCUGUGGAAAACGGGACUGAUUUUUCUGUGCUGGGGCUUGACGUCCGGGGAACUCCAGGACAGACAGUCCGCUACUCCUGCUGCUCCAGCGAGGACAACUUUGGAUUUCGGCUCCGUCCCGUCCGGAGUUUACGAUACUGUCGCCUAUUACGAGCCUGGGGGCAUUGGGAUUUUAUUUAACAUGAUGCACGCUUUCCUCUAUGUGGUUCAGCCCAACCCGUUUCCUGAAGAUCUCGUCGUUAGAGUGGCAAAGGAUAAAUUCGGAGCCAUACAAUCCGAGUACCAGAAGCCAGAAAACAUUGUUCUGACACUACAGGUGAUUUAUUAUGAGCUUGGUUUUGUGGUGUGUGCGGCCCUGGGCCUGCUGUUCACCGUGCUGCUACCGCUGGUGGGGCUUCUCUUUUGUUUGUGCCGCUGCUGUGAUAACUGCGGCGGAGAGAUGCACCAGAGACAGCGGAAGAACGCAGACUGCCUUAGAGGACUGCUGACCACACUGUUACUCACCACCACCUUCAUUAUCACGGCAGGGGUCCUUUGUGCAUAUGCAGCCAAUCAGAACCUGAGUUCUCAGCUGAAGAGCAUGAGGAGGCUGGUGAAGAGUAACCUGAAAGACCUGCACACCUUCGCCAAUCAGACCCCGGCACAAAUUGAUUACCUGAUCUCCAGGUAUGACACCGUGAAGCAACAUGUGCUGCAUGACCUGGAUAAUGUAGGUGUGAUCUUGGGUGGAAGGAUACAUGAGGAGUUGGGAAAGGACGUGCAGCCCGCCCUCGAUGGGGUUCUCAGCAUGACUGGAAUUAAAGUGGAGAAAGCCAUUAAAGCAAUGCGGGACACUAAGGAUGCUCUAGAGAAUGUGAGUUUGAGCUUGGAAACUUUGCAGGAAGGGACAGUCAAACUGCAGGCGAACCUCAGCCUGGUGCGUGGCAGCCUUAGCAAUGCCCUCAAUGAUCCUGUCUGCACAGUUACGAUAUCGAAUGAGAUUUGUCGCAACAUACGAAACACCCUUCCCAAACUAGAAAUUGCAGCCAACUACUCAUCGUUGUCUGAUGUGACCGACCAAUUAGACAAAGUGAAUGAAGUUCUAAAGACAGAUCUUGGACAGAUUGUGGAAAAGGGCUUUGCAUCAUUCAAUCAAACUCCCAACUUGGUAACAGAUCAAACCCGAAAUAUUGUGGAAGGGAUGAAGGUUCUUCUGGAGGAUGUCGGAUCAAACGUCACCACUUUCACCAAGCUCUUCCCUGUUCACAGCACUCUGACCAACUUCACCAAAAUGAUCUCUCACACACACUCGCAGAUCGAGGACAUAUACCCUCAGGUCGAUCAGAUGGAUUUCUACAGGUGGAUCUGUUGUAUUACCCUGUGCUGUAUGGUUGUGCUUAUCCUCGCCUUCAAUUUUCUGGGUCUGUUGUGUGGUAUUCUGGGAUUUGACAGGCACGCCACUCCAACCACGCGUGGAUGUGUCUCUAACACGGGGGGCAACCUGCUCAUGGCUGGUGUGGGCUUCAGCUUCCUGUUCUCCUGGGUGCUCAUGGGAGUGAUAACAGCUCUCUUCUUGGCGGGUGGGAAUUUAGAAAAGCUUGUGUGUGAACCCUUUCAAACCCGACAGCUGUUUAAGGUGUUAGAUACUCCCAACUUGGUCAACUCUGCUUGGACAAACUUCAUACCAGGAUACCUGUACAAUGAUCCUGAGAUGGACCUUACAGCAUAUUCUCUCUACAGUAAUUGUAAGGACAACAGAGGGAUUUACUCAGCUCUUCAUCUGGAUAAAGUCUUCAACAUCUCGGCCUUCUUUAACACCAGUGUUUACUCCAAGGAUGUGUCGAGGAAGUUUGAAGGGAUGAAGGUGGACCUUCGUGGCAUCAUUCUUCUGGAGUCAGAAGGCAAACAUAAUCUCAUCAGCUUCACUGAAACGGGCAUUUUUGAGAUUGACUUCGCUGCCUAUUUGGAGGAGGUUAAUAAAAAAGUGACUCGCAUUGAUCUAAUUGAUUUCGCAAGUCAACUUGAUGCUCAAGCUGAUCAGUUGUCUAAAGGGACCUUGCAGACCUCAUUAAAGGGACAUGCUAAUACUAUAAGGAAGAUCCACAUCCAACAAGUCAUCCCACUGGAGCAGUCCAUGAAAUAUGUGAAAGCAAGGAGCACACUUAAUCAGAGCAUCAGACUUCUGGAGAGGAUAUCCUCAGACCUGUCUGUCAGAGUUAGAGACGUACUAGAAGCUGUUGAUGCCGCCCAGUACCUAAUUUCCCAUAAUUCAACAUCUGUGAUCAAUCAGGAAACCGAGAAAUACAAGCAGACUAUUAUUGGCUAUUUCAAGCAAUAUAUCGACUGGAUCAGAACAUCUCUGGCCCAAGAGGUCGCUACCUGUAAACCACUCAGCAACAUUGUGGACACGGCCGAGAUCCUGGGCUGCAGUUUCCUGCUGGAUUCAAUGAACACAUUCUGGUUUGGAUUGGGCUGUUCCACACUGUUUCUGCUCCCUAGCAUUAUCCUGUCCGUCAAACUUGCCAAGUUCUACCGCAGAAUGGACACAGAGGAUGUCUAUGAUGACAUUGAGACAAUUCCCAUGAAAACUAUGGAAAUUGGUAUUAAUGGUUAUUAUAAUGAACAUUUAGAAGGUAUCCAAAAUCCUGUAAUGGCAAGCAUCCCUACUUAUGACACUAUGACUCGAUUCCCACGGGCCUCUGCGCCCCCGCGCCAUGCCGACUGGUGACUCUGAGGAGGACGGUCUGUCUUGAAACUACAGAAAGUGAUAUUGGAAACUGGAAUUAAAUCUUUGUGGAAUACUCUCUGUCAACGGCAGGCUCAGCUCUUAAGAAAAGGAAACUCACACACUUGAAGCUCGGACCUGUUGUCCAUGUUCCCAUCACAUCAAGAUGACUUUUAUCGACCCUUCUGAUUAUGGACUGUCCCCUCAACGAUCCUCUGAACUCCCAUCCUGUCAUAGUCAGGGAGGCUUCACAGUAUCUGGCUGUUUUAACUACUACAUGUGUCUUUGUUUACAGUCAUUGAAAAAUCACGUGUGAUGAGCAUAACAAUGCUUCGACUGCCGUUUCCUUUAUUCUUUUAACAAUGUGGAGAAUUCAACAUGUUGCCGAGUCUUGUCCACUGAGCGGCCGAAUGGGUUUUUAUUGGAACAGAUCAAGCCAGCCACCCAUGAGCCACAAACAUUACAUGUAAACAAGGAUAUAUAGGUUUUCAAAAACAUGCUAAGUGCUAACUAGUAUUAAUUCGGUACAGAUAGAUGUUGUCAAGCCAUUUUAAGGGUGAAUUUAUUGUUGCCUUUCCAGACUUUUAGCUAGUGAAACCUGUUAGCCACAGUUCACAAGAGCAGGUCUUAGAUUAGUUUGAAGUGGAGAUCGCUAAACCACAUUUGAUACCGAGCUGUGGUUAGCAGUUUAAGACAUCUAUAUACGUUAAUGCUCACUUUUGUACUGAAAAUUUAAGAUAUGAUGCAUCUGUAUUUAGUAAUACCCCUAAAAGAUCUUGCUAGUUUUACGUACUUUAGUUUAGCUGAAUAUAUCAGUUAUUAAUGAUUUUUCAGUUCCUAAUUUUGCUGACUUGUACUAAUGACUAUUGUUCUCCAACACGUUGUUGGACACCAAAUCGUGUUUCAUUGUAGGUCUCAGGUUUUAGGGCUUUCUGUUUACUUGAUAUAACAAUAUUUGUGGAAAUACAUCUGUCGGUAUUUAAACUUAUUGUCAACUUUAAAGCAAGUGAAUGUACCCCAGAGAGACAUUUGCUUGUACGAGGGCAAGAGAAGACCGCAGAGCCCAUUCACAACAACUUUUACGGAGCCUAUUUAACGCUGUCAUAGUCAUUGACAAUAACUCCACCAAAUAUUUCAACUGUUUAAUGUUAGAGACAUUAUGUCUGGUGCUACAUAUUUUUGCUCAGAUCCUUCACUCAUUGUGUAUAUGGCAGUGUUAUCAGGGCCUCAGGUAAAAUGUUGUACUUGAUUUAUAUCCAGAAAGGUCCCGUCACCUCACAGUCUCACUGUUUUGCCAUACUACACGUAGCAUGCGCAUACUUGGUGUUCAAGCUUGCUCGAAGAUGUUUAGUCUUGGUGGGCCUGGUUGUCAGUGCCGUUGGUUUUCAAGUCCAUGUGGUUAGGCUGGCUAAAACUGUAAAAUAUUGUGAAUAAAAUUUCAGAUGAAAAAUG
Molecule: messenger RNA, 4465 nt
Organism: Carassius auratus (goldfish)
Lineage: Eukaryota; Metazoa; Chordata; Actinopteri; Cypriniformes; Cyprinidae
Product: prominin-1-A
Exons: 30
Coding region: 308-3016 (902 amino acids)
Cellular component (GO): cell surface; microvillus; cilium
Molecular function (GO): cholesterol binding
Source: RefSeq, a predicted model, not a curated record